CGCAGACCGUCGGGCGAUAAGAGCGACACACCGGUCGGUUAUUGGGUUUACACGCGAACUCGCACGCAUACUCACACACACACACACACGCGAACGUAUUGCACACGCGGAGAGUCGAUCUUUCGCCACUGCUCGCGCGUCACGUGGUCGGUGCGCUCAAACGACGACCCACCUAUAUUAUAUAUUCCCGCGACAAUAGGUACCUAUAUAAUCUCAGACAAUAUUUUUUUAAUACAUCGUCAUUAAGAUGUUACCGCUUAUCCAGAAGUGUACGAUAAUGGGUUAUGGAUAACAUAUAAUAUUAUUAGUGUAUACCUACCUACAACAGUCACGACAUACUUCGAUAAAAAGAGAAAACUGUAGGUAUAUAAAAACGACGAUAAUAAAUCGCACUUGUUCUUGUCCCAGAAGCGGUCUGUAUCUAUACAUAUUUAUACAGGUUAUCACCUGGUUCUCCGCCAACCUAUAACCGUUUGAUAUUGGAAUAACGCGUCGUCGCGUGCGACUGCAUUGCCGCAAAUGGUAUGAUGACCAUGAUGUAUGGAUCGGAAAAAAUGAUGGCCGGCAAACCGCCGUUGCCCAUCACAGCCACCGGACCAUGUUUUCCCGGCCGGUAUUCGCCGACGUACCGAAAUUCUGCGGACCCGAUGCGCAGAUGUAUGGCCAACCCGUCGGGUGACUUAUUUGGUGGUCUCAAUGACGGUCUACUCAGUAGAGCUGAAGUGCUUGCUGCUGUGGACAUGGGAAAGCACCACCAUCAUCACAAUCAUCAAUCCCCGGGAUCUGGUAAUGGCAACGGUGGAGGCCAAGGCAAUGGAUCUUUGGGGCCUGGAUCCACUGGAUCGCCUGGACCGCUCUCUCAGCUCAAGCACGACGUUAUGUCGUCAUACCACCACCAUCAUGGAAUGUCGGGUGGACACUCAGGUAGCCAAUCAAACCAUCGAGGUCACCAGAUGCACCCGGGUAUGGAAGGCCUUGACCUCCUAGAGCCCAUAUCAUCAUCGACCAUGACCACGCUGACGCCGAUGUCGGACGGGUCCGGUCACGGUCCGCUCCACCCCGGCGUCUAUGGUGCAGGCAUGAUGAGCGGCCACCAUCACCACCACUCGCACUCGGGUGCCGGCCCGAACGGCCACCCGCAUCACCAUCAUCACCACCAUCAUCAUCACGCGGCAGCGGCGGCCGCUGCGGCGGCCGCGGCUGCUGGUAUGAUCGGCGCCGGUGGCGGUGCAGGGCUCCAGCACCCCGACACCGACACGGACCCCCGCGAGUUGGAGGCGUUCGCCGAACGGUUUAAGCAGCGGCGGAUCAAGCUGGGCGUAACGCAAGCGGACGUCGGAAAGGCGCUAGCCAACCUAAAGCUGCCGGGCGUCGGCGCGCUAUCUCAGAGCACCAUAUGUCGAUUUGAGUCGCUGACGCUGUCACACAACAACAUGAUCGCCCUCAAGCCCAUCCUUCAGGCGUGGCUGGAGGAGGCGGAGGCGCAGGCCAAGAACAAGCGCCGCGACCCGGACGCGCCGAGCGUGCUGCCGGCCGGCGAGAAAAAGCGAAAGCGAACGUCGAUCGCGGCGCCCGAGAAACGGUCGCUGGAAGCGUACUUCGCCGUGCAACCGCGGCCUUCGGGCGAGAAGAUCGCGGCCAUUGCGGAAAAGCUCGACCUGAAAAAGAACGUGGUCAGAGUGUGGUUCUGCAAUCAGAGGCAAAAGCAAAAGCGCAUGAAGUUUGCGGCCCAACACUGAUGACGGGAUCACGCGCCGCCAUCCGUCACCACUUGAAUCCCUUCCUAAGACACGUGCUCAUUUUAGUUGCAUUAACCGGAAAUAAUCAUUUCUAUAUAACAAUAAUAUGCAUUAUUAUUAUUAUAAUAACAUUAAUUAUUAUUCGUCUAUAUAAAACCAUAGUUCUGUAUAUAUUGUAUAUAAUAUAGGAUUGGGCGACCAACUUGUCAAACAAAUGUUUCUCUCUCUCUCUCUCAUUCUUUCUCUCUUUAUCUGUGAAAGUUUCAGACGAUUUCAGUUCAUCUUUUUUUUCUCUCUAUUUUGUGCGUUUUAUUUUACGAAACGUCCAUGGUAGCUUCAUAUUAUAAUAUAUCAUUAUUGUAUUAGUAAAUCUAAUGUACAAAUUUUAAUCAGCUUCUCGUGUACGAUAUCAAGUGCCACUUAUUAUAAUAACAUGUUCCUAAAAACACAAUAAUCCAUACGAGUGUGAUUAUGCGACUUAUAGUUAUUUAUACGUCGUAUUUAUGAUAAAUUUAAAGCCAAAAUCUCAGUUUCAGAUGCACACGCAGGUAUUUUCUAACCAUCGUUAUUUUAUAAAAAUUAAAUAUUUAACGCAUUCCUACCUAUGUACCCUAUGUACCUCUCCAGUAGAAUAUCUUUUUAAUUAUAAUUUUUAAAAUAAAUUAUUGUAUAGAUGAAAUUAGAUCGGCGACAACAGUUAUCCUAACCUAUCCAGAGGAAAUUAAUAUAUAUAUUAUAAAUGCUUAUUCGUAUUAUAGGUAGAUACAUAAACAUAGGUACUACAUAAUAUACCUACAACGCAUAUCAAUUACCUUGUUAUUUUACAUAUAAAAUACGCCAAAUGAUGUUUAUUGAAACACAUUCCAUAAUAUUCCAUAAUAGUUUACGCCAAAUAGUGUAACUUCUAAAGAAAUAAAAUAAAUACAAAUUAAUAUUGUUGAAAUAAAUUUCCACUAGUAACUUCGAUACUUUAAAGUUAGUUACUAUACAUUAAUUAAAUUAAAUUUACACCAAGCAUUUCUUAAGCGAAUAAAAUAAAAAUGUAUUGUGCAAAUCUAUAUAACUUUUAAGUUAAUAUUAUUAUCUAAAAUAUGAAUUAUAUUUUAAGAUCUAUAUUUUAGCAAACUUUCGAUUAAUUUAACAGAAUAAUGAUAAAACAUAAUAUAUGUAAAUUGCUUUCAAAAUAUAUAAUACAAUUAAUUUAAAAUUAUGUCCAUUUAACAAUUUUUAGUGUCACAAGUAGGUAGGUACGUAAAAUAUGAUCACCCGUUAUAUCGUUGUAAAACUGCUAUACGAAUUCCUCAUUUACUGGCUUUAUGUUUUGAGUUAAAACAACCAAUAAAAAUAAUUUUUAGGAAUAAUAUCUAUUACAUACAUAUUAAGUUUUUUAAAACUUGUUUUCAACAAAUUUUUAAAAAUACAUUUUUAUCAUUUCAGUAUUAAAUACAUGGUUAUCUUGAAAAUACCAUUUUUGACGGUACAGUUAAGGUUCUCCUUAAUAUUGUGUUUCUCUACUUUUCCCAACUUAAGUUGUUAUAGUAACAAAGUAUAAAAAAUCGACGAAAUGUUUCUGUUAGACCAACAAAAACAAAAACGCGCUGACAUUAUCUCAAUUAAAAAGAAUAUUCUUUAUUAAAAAAAAAAAUUAUAAUAUAACAACAAUAUAAAAUAUUUGGCGUCAAUGACCUAUUAUAUUAUACAUAUUCAUCUACCUAUUAAUAAGACGGAAAUCAUUUUAUUUAAGCUUUGAAGGUAUAAAGAUAUUGAUACUAAGGUAUUUAGCCACACCGUAAAUUUAAUUUUACAACAGAAAUAUUUUUCAUUAUUUUGACUAGGUAUGUAUGGUAAUGGUUUUUUUUUUUAUUAUUGAAGUUAUUUUAUUUUUUUAAACAGUUAAUCGCACUCAAAGCUAUUUGUAUAAAAUACAAAUCCCUAACAAUAUUAUUAAAUGCGCUGUUAAGUGUUCAGAGUUAUUUUAUUUCCCAUAUUUUAAGUGUAUGUGUACCUACCUAUUAAAUUAUUUUUAAAUUACAAGAUAUCAACUAAAUGAAUUUCGCAAUGCGAAUGUUGCACAUUGUUUAUUUUAAUAGUUAAUAGUUAAUGUUUGAGUUUAUUUAAUCAAACUUACGAAAAAUAUUGCCAGCGUACUUGCCUACUUAAUGGACACAUUACAAUCAUCAACAUUACGCGGAGACAUCAUAUUGUAUACAUUUUCAUUUGAUUUUAAUCACACAACGCUAUUAACAAAUUUCAUGUACAGAUGACGUUUAAUUAAUAAAUUAUUGUCUCAUUGCGCUUACGUGAAAAUUAUUUUAUUGUAAAUACUGCUGUCGGGGCAUCAAAAUUGUACAUACAUUGGAUCAAUAUAGUUAUCUAUAUUAGGUAUAUAAUAUAUUAUGUAAAUAAAUUAUUGACAUUCGUAAUUUUCGUCGAAACCGUGUUCUUCUCUGCAGUGUAAUAACUAAUAAGAGAAUGGAAAUGUGCAAUAUAAUUUUUAAUAACUAUUCAUCUAUAGGUUUUUUUUAAAUUUUAACUGUAUUCUUUAGUUUUUUUUUUAUUUAUGUAUAGGUAAAUAUAAACAAAAAAAAUAUAUUUAAAAUAAAUCUGUAACUUUCAGAAAAUAUUAUUUUACUUGUUACAUUCACUGCAUUAAAAGAUUGAUGUCCAAUUAAAAUUAAAUUUAUUAAUAGACUUCCCGUUUUUGUAACGGUCUUAUUCUCCCCGUCCCUAUGGAAAAACUGUUGAAAUCAUUUGUCAAAACAAGCACUAACAUGACUCGGCAGUUUCUUUCUCCGAGAACCCUAACACUUUAUCAGAAAAUGUUAUUAACUAGUGAAAUUUUGACAUUUACAAUAUUAUUGUGUUAUAUAUUAUAACGUAAUAAAACAACAUAUUUUUGUUAUUAUAUCAAUGUUGUAAUCAACAACUCCUCUGUAUAGAUAAUAACGUAUUUUAAUCCAAAAUUGUUAAUCCGGACUCGGAGAUGUAUUUUUUUUCUUUAUUUAGACUAUUGUAAUGUUAGGCAAUAUGUACAGUUGUAGUUUUGUAAAAAUAGAUAUUGUAAAAUAGAAUAAGAUGACUUGUAUCCUUUUAGUUGUAGAUGAAAAAAUAAAAUAUAAUAUAAAGUAAAACAUUU
Molecule: messenger RNA, 4875 nt
Organism: Metopolophium dirhodum (rose-grain aphid)
Lineage: Eukaryota; Metazoa; Arthropoda; Insecta; Hemiptera; Aphididae
Gene: acj6
Product: inhibitory POU protein
Exons: 3
Coding region: 525-1739 (404 amino acids)
Biological process (GO): regulation of transcription by RNA polymerase II
Molecular function (GO): RNA polymerase II cis-regulatory region sequence-specific DNA binding; DNA-binding transcription factor activity, RNA polymerase II-specific
Source: RefSeq, a predicted model, not a curated record